CGAUCAUUGAAACCACUCUGCAAUUGUGCAUCUACCCCUAAGUUUUCAUCAUCUCUCUCAACAGUAGGUUUUAGAUCUAAGUCCUAAUCUUUUCAUUGGAUUUUCCUUCUUUCGAUUUGUUGUUCUUGUUGUUUUUUCGUUCUCCUCAAGUGAUUUGCUUUCAUAGGUAGUUACCCAAUCUUUUGGAUUUAAACCUAGUAGUUUUGCGUUUAGAUCUUUAUCUCCUUACUCUUUUCUUUCCUUAAUAUUCUUUCUUUUUCUUGUAUAAUUUGCUAGCAAAAUUAACUCCAUUUUUGGUAGAUUACAAAUUAGUUUAAGUUUUUUUAUAGUUUCAUUUUGCUGAUAAAAGCCCCAUUUUUGGUAAAUUACAGAUUUCGGAUGGGUAUAUUCUUAAACAGAGGAAUUUUUAAAGUGAUUCAGUUCCGUGUGCUUAAUAUUUGAGUUUUCAAUCAAUAGUUGCAAUUGUUAAUCCCUAUUUUUCAGUGUGUCCAUCGUUUAGCAUGUCCAUCAUUCAGCUUUUGUCCAAUUCCAAACUUGCUAGUUCUUUUUUCCCCAAUUUUUCUUUGUCUAUUUCAUGAAAAAUAGAAAAACAAUCUUGUUUUUAUCUGUGCAGUCUUCACUUCCAGUAGCUAGAGCAGACAAUUUUUACUACCCUCCAAAAAUGGACCCGAGCCAACUAGAUCAAGGCAUUUUGAUUAUAAGGUAAUGAAUCACAACUCAUGCUUAGUGUUUUAAGGUAUUAAAAUUUUUAUUUAUGUAUUUCAGUAUUUGUAAUUUAUGGAGACUUGUCUUCAAGUAGUCAUUUGAUAAUCAAUGGUAGCAAAGUCCAUGUAUGUAAAUAAAUGGGUCAUGUAUCAAAUGAUACUUCAUUGUGAUUCAGUUGUUGCAGUUUGAUUGGCAUUCAAAGGUGUAAUCUUUUCUCUUAAAGGGGAGCAACAUGCUUCUUUGUUAGUUUUGGAAGAAUUUCUUGAAUAAAACGUCAUGUCUCAAGAAAAUAGUAUAGAACUGCAACUUAAAUAACUCUAGUGGAACACAUUACAGAACAAGAUAAGAAAAAUGGAUUCUGAUUUCUAAAAUCAACUAAUGUUCCGUUAAUGGUAAUUAGUGAGGUACAAUCGCAUAUUAAAUAUUUUAAAUUAGUUGGGAUUGUUGAUAAUUGUUCUAGUAUGAUAUCUGUAUGUGUAGUCUUUUGUCAUUUUUUCAGUGAAAGGUGAUCAGCAAUUGGUUGAAAUACAAAUGUGAUUGUUUUAUUGGAAUAUAGCUGCACUAGCAAAGGCACAAGUUGGGAUAAUACCAUAGCUGCAAAUUUCAUUGUUUCAUAAUAGAUAAACUCAUUCAAUAAGAUUCAUGAAGCUCUAAGGAUGACCUAUGUUUCCAAUUUCUCCAAGAUACCUCUUGUUCUCAAAAAAAGAACUAAUGUAUAUCCCUAUGUAUGACAUUCUACCACUUCAUUGGUAUCGGUCUUUCACACAUACUUGUGGUUUGAGUUCUGGAUGAGAAUAUGUUUUAAAAUUAAUAGUCUUAUUUAAU
Messenger RNA from Rubroshorea leprosula, 1530 nucleotides. Lineage: Eukaryota; Viridiplantae; Streptophyta; Magnoliopsida; Malvales; Dipterocarpaceae. The record is from the annotation of a GenBank genome assembly.